UCUUCAAAUCUGUGUCACAGCCUUGAGGACUCAGAACAGUUCCACAAAACCUUGUCACAGUACGAAAGUUCACCAUUCGUGAAUCACCCAGUAGACGAUUUCCUCGAAGAUUUCUUUGUCUAAGUCAGUCCAAAGUUUGCGCACGGUAAUCGAUAUUUUAUGGGACGUCGUAGAGCCUAUUCAGCUCAUCCAGAAAAUGGAGACAACCCGUGAAAAUAUGGCGAAGCGACUGCACCGGAUCGCAAUCCAUCACGGAGCAUAGAACGUCCCGACAGAAAAGCUCCUCCCUGAUGGCAGAUUGCGGACUGGCCUUGAAUACCCGUUGAAGAGCACCCGUUAUCGAGGACCAUGCAACUGGUCCCCUCCAUAGAAACCGGUAGCUCCGACAAUUACACCGUCCAACCUAUGGGACAGGUGAAUAUAAAGGCAGUCGGACGAGCGUGGCGGCUAUUAGUGUCCGUCUGCGUCCGACGACCGGUUCUCACUUCGCAGACUCUCGUAAAUCGGUUUCAUCAGCUGAUCGAACCUGUUCCACCUGGGUCAAAGUGUCACGCGAACUUUCGAUAUGCACACGAUCUCGGUGAUCCUUUCGAUCGUUGGACUCGCGGUGCUGGCGGACGCCUCGUGGCCUUCGUGCGCCGGGAAAACCAUGCUGAGAUCCGCAGGUUUAUCCUGCGAGGAGAAACAGGCCAUCUUAGACGAGCAUAAUCGUCUGAGACAGCUGGUGGCUUUGGGGCAAAUUCAUGGACAGCCGGGUGCCGAGAAUAUGAGGGAGAUGGUCUGGGACGACGAACUCGCGGCGAUCGCGCAGAGGUGGGCGAGUAGGUGCGCGGAAAUUCACGACAAUUACCGAAACGUCCGUAGGUUCGCAGUGGGGCAAAAUAUCGCUCGUACAUGGACAACGAGACCUCCGGGACCGUUCGACGACGAACCGAACUGGAGACAGAGGAUCACGGAUUGGUUCAACGAGGUGCAGCAUUAUCGAGCCGGUUACAGUGACGCGACCGGUCACUACACUCAGCUCGUCUGGGGUGACACGUAUCUCGUGGGCUGCGGAUACUCCUUCUACUACGACCCUGCUCGAGGCUACACCAAGAACUACGUCUGCAACUACGGACCUAGCGGGAACGUGCUCGGCUUUCAACCUUAUCAAUCAGGACAGCCUGCUUGCGGCACCUACGGGAUGGUUUAUUCGAAUCGAUACGCUGGACUUUGCUCCGGACAGAAUUAUUACCACCUGGGAGCCCUCUGUGCGUACGGCCGGUAAAAUAGGAAAAUCUGUCGAAUCGAAGAAAGUGGAAGUUUGUCGAUAAUCGCGUCGAGAGCGAUCGUCGGAUCUUCUCUAAAAUCUAGUUCAAUGUUUCUAGUCUACGAAAAAUGUAGUCGGUUAGGUUGUAAAAAAUAGUUAACCUUUUAAGAAGUUAAUUAGGUUGGCUGUGGAUUAUCGUGUACAUGCUGUAACGGAGGAAACUCGUUAAACGGAGAUCCGAUAAGCCGCGUUACAAAACCUCGUUGAACGUGUUAAACAAAAUUAAUUGGGAAGCGAAAUCGAUCCACCAUUUUCGAGGCAUUCGGUAAGGUUCUAAUCACAUUUUGACAUGAAAAAAUAAACCCUUGUAGCUGUAAUAGCUAGCUAUGCAAAUUAUAGAUUAAGGGGUAUUCAAAAAUAUUCAAACAUUUCAAAACCUUGACAAUAAAUUAGCGACUAAAUUCUAUAAGUUACGGGUUAGAAUAAGUUAGGAUUAAUCAAAAGUUGUACACAGAGUAGAACAAUAAAGGAAUUUGAAAAAAAGCGCAGCAUAAUUUGAAAUUCACUUGACCAAAGUACCUGGGUAUUCUUUACGAUGCAAGCGGAACGUUAUGCAGUCAUAAAACACCGAAUACCACGUCGUUUAACCGAAUACUGACAUAUGUAUUUCAGGCAUUAUGUCCAACAUGUUAUUUUCCCCGCUAAACGUGGCUGCAUGCAAUUUUUAAAAGCGUACGAUGCUUCCUGUUGUCGGAACACGAAUCUCUUUUACGUCCAAACUUAUGGUGUGCUUUUAUUUUACGACG
Messenger RNA from Megachile rotundata (alfalfa leafcutting bee), 2055 nucleotides. RefSeq names its product acetylcholinesterase 2 (gene AChE-2). Gene Ontology annotation, molecular function: acetylcholinesterase activity. Gene Ontology annotation, cellular component: extracellular region; plasma membrane. Gene Ontology annotation, biological process: choline metabolic process; acetylcholine catabolic process in synaptic cleft. NCBI's taxonomy places the organism in Eukaryota, Metazoa, Arthropoda, Insecta, Hymenoptera, Megachilidae. The record is from RefSeq and is a predicted model, not a curated record.